Molecule: messenger RNA, 616 nt
Organism: Galdieria sulphuraria
Lineage: Eukaryota; Rhodophyta; Bangiophyceae; Galdieriales; Galdieriaceae
Product: [pt] acyl carrier protein
Exons: 2
Coding region: 16-564 (182 amino acids)
Biological process (GO): lipid A biosynthetic process; fatty acid biosynthetic process
Cellular component (GO): cytosol
Molecular function (GO): DNA binding; phosphopantetheine binding; acyl carrier activity
Source: RefSeq, a predicted model, not a curated record
UAAGGAAAAUAAAUUAUGAAUAAAACUUUAACAGAAGAAGAAGUACUUGACAAAAUUCGUGAAGUUGUUGCGACACAAUUAGGAAUUGAUGAAACUCAAGUUUUGGAUGAUGCUAGUUUUACUAAUGAUUUAGGAGCUGAUUCUUUGGAUUCUGUUGAACUUGUAAUGUCAAUUGAACAUGAAUUUGGUAUAAAAAUUCCUGAUGAGAGAGCAAAUAAAAUCUCUAAUAUUAAACAAUUAAAAGACUUUGUAAUGGAAAAUGAUGAAUUAGCUAAAAGAGCAAAAAUUACAAAAAAAUUAGCAAAUCAAGUUAUAACAUUGUUUACAGAUAUUGUAAGGGAAAAAGUGAAUGAUGGAGAGAAGGUGACCAUAGUAGGAUUCGGCACUUUUAAAGCAAAAUAUAGAAAACCAAAGGCUGUUAGAAAUCCUAGAACUGAAAAAAGAAUGGUUAUUCCAGCUUCAAGAGUACCUGUGUUUACAGUUGGUAAGCUUUUUAAAGAAGAAGUAAAUAAUAAAUUUUUACAUAAUCAAAAUGAACUAAGAGAGCAAGAAAAAAUAGAAUAAAACAAUAGUUAUAUUGAUAUUUUGAUAAUAGAAUAAAAUAAUGUUCUAUUAU